Messenger RNA from Rangifer tarandus platyrhynchus (Svalbard reindeer), 303 nucleotides. The record is from the annotation of a GenBank genome assembly. NCBI's taxonomy places the organism in Eukaryota, Metazoa, Chordata, Mammalia, Artiodactyla, Cervidae.
AUGGACAAAGGAAAAAGUGUUUCAGGAAAGAGUGAACUUGAUUUCUCUGCAUCUACUAAAUCCAGCUGUGACAAAAUCUUAUUUGUGAGUGCCAGAAGGGGAAAAAAAAAAGUGCCGGAAGACAUUAUCAUCAACAUCACCAUCAUCAUUGCUUCAUGCCUCAAUAUUGAUUCCAGAGGAAACCUGUGUUGGGUGUAUGCCUCCACCAUUCAUCCGGACUCUCAUAACGGAACUUUAGGCCACGUCCAGCCCUUACUUGUCAGCAGAGAAGAACUGCAUUCCAGUACUUCUCAAGAUGAGUGA